AUGUCCGCGGGAUCAUCCAGAAUAUUGGCUAAAAAAGUGCCUCAGCGGGUUGUCGAUGUAGCAGAAGAAGUACAGGAUUGGGAGAAUCAUAUUAUUCUUAGGUUUCCUGACAGUGUCGUUCCAAAAGUCAAGAAAAUGAUUGAUGAAUCUGGCGACAAUGAUCUUGCUAUUGGGUUCCAGCCAGAUAUGCGAAAUGCAACCAUACAAUUUCAGCAACAAAUCAUGUCUGCAAAGUUGUUUGAUCUGCCUUGCGUUGUUGAGGUGAUGAAAACCAUCGAUAAAAAAAAUGUUUAUAAGGUUGCGGACGCAUCUCAGAUUAUGAUCUGUUCGUAUGACUUACAGCCUAUUACAGAAACAUCGCCUCAAAACGAUAUAUCAAAAUCGAAACGCGAUAGAAUGUGGCAAUGGCCUCAUGGACUCACUCCCCCAAUGAAAAGUGUAAGGAAACGACGUUUCCGGAAAACGAAAAAGAAAAAAUAUAUGGACGCACCUGAGGUUGAACGUGAACUCAAACGUCUCCUAAGGGCAGAUAUCGAAGCCACUUCAAGUAGAUGGGAAAUUAUUACCCCUGAAGAAGAUACUAAAAAAAUGGAAACUCCUUCAGUUUCUGUGGAAGCUCUUGUUCUUGGAGAAAUUAGCAACUCAGACGACGAAGCAUCGCCAAAGGAGGUUACACCUGUUGCUGUUCUAGAACAUGUUUCUAAAGAUAGCUAG
Messenger RNA from Cercopithifilaria johnstoni, 714 nucleotides. Lineage: Eukaryota; Metazoa; Nematoda; Chromadorea; Rhabditida; Onchocercidae. The record is from the annotation of a GenBank genome assembly.